Molecule: messenger RNA, 2145 nt
Organism: Cyanidioschyzon merolae strain 10D
Lineage: Eukaryota; Rhodophyta; Bangiophyceae; Cyanidiales; Cyanidiaceae
Exons: 1
Coding region: 1-2145 (714 amino acids)
Source: RefSeq, a predicted model, not a curated record
AUGGAUGCACCUCCCGCAGCGCAUUUGACGCGCGAUGCGCGUGGCGAUUUGAAUCAGCGGCUGGCAAUCCGCGCGGGUCAUCCGGCAAGCUACGCGCGCUGCUCCAGCGGUGCACAACGCAGGCGACGGCACCGACAGACGGUUCGCCACCUCGGCUUCGGAUUGUCGGGAAUGAGCGGCAUCCGUGGUACAGCCGAGCGACGAGUGGAGAAGCGGAACCUCCGGAAACAGGGCUCUUUCAGCUAUCAUGCUUUGCAAAAUCGUCGAGCGAGCGAGCUCGGUUUCUGGUUACCUAGCAGUGCAGCAAAGACGCUAUUCGGCUCUCCGCUGUCUCGGCGAUGCUCUCUGGACACGCAUCAGGCACCUGUACGAUAUAACGACCGCUUCAGGAAUGAUGCGUGGCAACCAGAACUUAUCCAAGCACGCGGGGCAGGCGGAGCGGGGCUACCCACUUGCUCUGAGGCGCAGCGUGCUGCAACGCGUGAGCUGCAGCCUUCGGACACAGGUCGGUCAGGUGGCGACGCUGGUGCGAGUUCAGCCAAAGCGGGCGACAAGCACCGAACGAUAGAUGAAAAAGAGUCCAAAAAGCUGUCCAGAAAGGCAGCCGAUGACGCACUCGCGGCGCGCAACGUCUCCGAUGCAGCCUACGCCCGUAUUUGUGUUGCGGAGCUUCGCAGUGCACUGGAUGCGAUCCAGAAACGCUGCUUUUUCGCGCGGAAACCAGAGAGCGCACUCGGAACAGGAGCAACUGAGUUCUGUGCUCGCCUCGCAGCGCGGAUUGGAAUAUGCGUCAGCCAGCCAGACUGUCGAUGCCUUGAUGUUGGUGCUGUGAGUGCGGAAAGACCUGCCCAGCACGAGCACCAUUCGUCGCGAAACGAAAACGGUGGACGAACAGAAUGCGAGAACUGGGCGCUUCUGGUGCGGCGCUUUCACAGACUCAUCCGCGAGUGGCUCGCAAGGCGAGUCGAAACGGCGCCACUGUCUGCGCACACCGAAGACGGCGCCUGUGGACCAACUGACUCCAUGCAUCCAAGCCGUGGCUUGAUGCGGUUCCAGAGCGACGCCCUUACAGAUGCAUCGGAUCCAGACAAUGGUGAUGAGCAGGAAAACGCCACGACGCCUGGCUUGCAUCCGAUUUUCCAUGCCUCAUCGCUGUCCAGUAAAGCGGCAUUGUCGCAGCGAUCGAUGCCUGCGGAGCCCGAGAUCAUUCGGCACACUCUCGCCGUCGAAGCGGAUAUCCAAGAUCGUCGAAAGAGAAUACUCCAGGACGUAUACCGCGAGCGUGAAAGGUCCGCUGCUUUCCCGAACGAUGUGUUGCCCGCAUCCAGAUCAUCUUUACGUAAGGGUUCGCAGCAGGGUGCAUACGCAACUGCCGAGCAUGAGGAUGAGCUGAUCCACGCUCUGGAGUUUCUGAGAUCGUCCAUUAGCGAGAGGGAAGCUGAGCUCGAGAUGCUCACCAACGAGCAGAGUCAGCUGGAGGCGAUGCUCCAGGAGCUCCUCGCCAGCUGCGCCCCUGUUACGGCGGCAAGAGUGCGAGCCAACAUCGAUUCCAACGGAGUUUCGAAUUCAACAAGCGAGUCGCGACCUCGUCGCCCAGUGUCCAGCCCACAGACGAGCGUGCUGGACCCUGCUGACACGAUCGAAUCCAACGAUCGACGACGAGCGACGUGCUCCGCGGCUGCCGAACUGGAGCGCCAGGCUUGCGUACCGACGAGCAACACGCGCCAGGACGACAGCGACUGCCCUGAAUCCGCUGAUCGUAACAGAUUGCAUCCACGAUGUUUCAGCGAGCCCGGCCCUGAAGAGCUCGUGUCGCAACAUUUGGAACGCGAAAAGGCAGAACAGCGAGCUGCAAUGAUGUUGCAACUUCUAUUCGCUUCAUCGACCUCGCCGAGUAAGACCGUUCAUCGUCGACGACAUGUUGAAAUGGUGGCGAUCGAACUCGUUACUUCAAUGCUCGCAUUGAAGCCCUCUGGAGCGAUCCAGCUCUCGGGCGAUGACGACGAAAUGAUAGCCAUUGAGUUCCUCGAGAUGCACGGUCUCGUUCGUUCUCAGCGUUCGAAUCGAUGCCUCGCUUCGCCUACGGCAACUCCAGACGGCACCGCGAAAGAGUAUUUCUUUACCGAACCUGCGAGCAACGCGUAA